UACAGGAGCCUCCUGGCUCCCUGUGCUGCUUUCAGCCUCCGCCGCCUUGCUCAUGCCGGGUGGCUCUGGUGUGGUUCUGCCUUUCAGGCCACCACUUGCCUCUGGAGCUCCGUCAGCCCCUGGAGUCAUCGCCGCAGCUGCUCCGAUCAUCAUCAUGUCAGAUAAGAGCGAUUUAAAAGCAGAGCUUGAGCGCAAAAAGCAGCGUUUGGCUCAAAUAAGAGAGGAAAAGAAACGGAAGGAAGAAGAAAGAAAAAAGAAAGAGGUGGAUUUUCAGCAAAAGAAAGAGCCAACUCAAGAAGAUUCGGAUCUCGAUCGUAAGAGAAGGGAGACAGAAGCUUUGCUUCAGAGCAUUGGUAUUUCCCCUGAGCCACCUCUAGUCCCAACCCCUAUGUCUCCCUCUCCGAAAUCAGUGAGCACUCCCAGUGAAGCUGGAAGCCAAGACUCAGGAGACUUGGGACCAGUAGGAAGGACCCUGCAAUGGGACACAGACCCUUCAGUGCUGCAGCUUCAGUCUGACUCUGAACUUGGUCGCCGUUUGCAUAAACUAGGUGUGUCAAAGAUAACCCAGGUGGACUUUCUACCGCGGGAAGUGGUGUCCUAUUCCAAGGAGACUCAGACCCCUCUGGAUGCUCAUCGGUCUGAAGAGGAUGAGGAAGAUGAGGAAUUGGUUGAACCAAAAGCACAGAAUGACUCUGAGAUAGAAACUCAAGAGAAGAAGCAAGAUGUCAAAGAAGCUCCUCCAAGGGAACUGACAGAGGAAGAAAAGCAGCAGAUUCUCCACUCGGAAGAGUUCCUUAUAUUUUUUGAUCGGACAAUACGUGUGAUUGAGAGAGCUCUAGCAGAAGAUUCAGACAUUUUCUUUGACUACAGCGGCCGAGACGUAGAAGACAAAGAUGGAGAUAUCCAAGCUGGAGCCAACCUUUCUUUUAACCGCCAGUUCUAUGAUGAACAUUGGUCAAAGCAUCGUGUUGUCACUUGCAUGGAUUGGUCUCUUCAGUAUCCUGAGUUGAUGGUUGCUUCCUAUAACAACAAUGAAGAUGCCCCCCAUGAACCUGACGGGGUAGCCUUGGUGUGGAACAUGAAAUUUAAGAAAACAACCCCAGAGUAUGUUUUUCAUUGUCAGUCUUCUGUGAUGUCUGUCUGCUUUGCCCGCUUUCAUCCAAACCUGGUUGUUGGAGGGACAUAUUCUGGCCAAAUUGUGCUGUGGGAUAAUCGCAGUCACAGGAGGACACCAGUUCAGCGUACACCCCUUUCUGCUGCUGCUCACACGCACCCUGUAUACUGUGUAAAUGUCGUCGGGACACAAAAUGCGCACAACCUCAUUACUGUUUCCACAGAUGGCAAAAUGUGCUCCUGGAGUCUGGAUAUGCUCUCAACUCCACAGGAGAGCAUGGAGCUGGUGUACAACAAGUCUAAGCCAGUGGCGGUUACUGGAAUGGCUUUCCCAACUGGAGAUGUCAACAACUUUGUUGUCGGAAGUGAAGAGGGCACUGUCUAUACAGCCUGUCGUCACGGAAGUAAAGCGGGCAUUGGUGAAAUCUUUGAAGGCCACCAAGGACCUGUCACGGGAAUCAAUUGCCACAUGGCAGUGGGUCCAGUUGACUUCUCCCAUCUCUUUGUCACAUCUUCAUUUGACUGGACUGUCAAGCUGUGGACCACAAAGGUAUCUAUAGUGAUCACUUUUUGAUGAAGUGAAAUGAAGCAGAGAUGAAGACGUGCUCCAACUGAAUCAAAUGUAGUUUCUGCCAUUGAGUCAUAAGAUCACAGCAAACCAUGAAAGCAGAACUGGGAAGCAGAAAAGAGUCAAGAGAUAUCCUGAUAGGAUGAAUGUGUUGAGCCUAAUAUUUAUUUCGGUAUUAGUUCUUUGAACACGUAAAUUGUUUUCUAAAGGCCACCUGUUCAUUAAGGAUUAUUAACCAAUGUGAAUGCGCAGCAAUACCAGCAUUGCUUAUCAUGUUAUCAUGCUCAAGGAGCAUUAUAUCAUACCACAUGAAGAAAAGUAGGUUGGAAUCUUUUUCGAUUUCUAUCAAAACAUCCCAUUAUUCUGCCAUAAAUAAUCUGAGCUCUGGCUUCAAAAGGAAAGCACUUGCUUCUGAGAGCAGGCUGUACAGGACUGAACAGGAUUUCAGUGUAUCUUUUCCUUCUACUUACACCCAUUAAUUCUGCAGCAGAUACAGAAAUAACUUUAUUUUAAGGACACAUUUGCCCCCCUAUGCUUCUUCAAACAUGUGUGACCCAAACAGAGUGAUUCUAUACAAGGACAUACAUGAGAAUUUUUGAAUAUCAUGAGAAUUUUGUUUGGAGAAUCCCCAUAAAAAACGUUAAAAUUCCAUUCUUUUUCACACAACCUCCCAAUUGUGACAGUUUGUCCUUCUAGUACUCCAAAACAAUGGCCGCAUUUGCACGUAACGUGGAACUGGAGUUGAAGGGGCUACAGGUUGUCCUACUGUUAUGUGUGAAUGCACGGAACUCCAGUUCGGUGUAGCAACCAAGCUGAGCUUCUGUUUUUUAUACUCCAAUCUGUACCCUUGGGUUGUAGUGAGUUUCAUCACUACAACCUGAGGUUAGACCAGGGCUGAUCAACUUCGGCUUACAACAAGAUGUUGGCCUACAAUCCCCAUAAUCCCCGGCUAUUAACUACUGUGGCUGGGGUUUAUGGGAGUUGUAGUCCAAAAACAGCUGGGGGGGCCAAAGUUGAGGAGGCCUGAGUUAGAUGCAACCUACAUUGUGUAUGAGUCCAGAACCACAGGCUGUGUCCCCUUCAACCGGAAUUGAGGGAGGAAGCUUCUCCCUCAAUUCCAGCCAUGACUGGUUGUGCAGGCUGUCCUUCAUGCAGGAAGGAAGCCCACAUAGCCAGUCCCCACUCCUCUCUGCAGUCUCGCUGAAUGCAGAGAGAGCGCUUUCCAUGAUGUCUGAAUUCGGACGAGAGAAUGGGGUGUGGGAUGGGGAGCUGUGGGUCCAGUGGACCUGCGGUUCUGUAUUACAUGUGAAUGUGGCUGUUGUCACAUAUAUCAAGACACCCACAGCAUACACAUUUGAUGUUAGCACUCAGCAGCAUUGACCUCAGCUUGCUACAUGUCAGGAAUGUCUUUUGGUUGACAAGCACAGAAAAUUCACUGAAUGUGAGUAACAUGAAACAUGUAUACAUUUUCCAAAAACACAACAUGGGGACAAGAGAGAGAGAAAAUGAAGAAAAGGCAAAGAUUAUGUGAAAUGGGAAGUCAUGUGGAAAUCAGAAGAGCAAAAAAAAAAUCUGAUCAAGUAAUGAUUGAAUGAAUUACUCCAUCAAGUAAUGAUGCACUGAUUAUAUCACCUCACUCCAAAGCAUAUUGCAGUUCUAAAAUACCAUAUUUUGCCAUAUUUCCUUCCUUUAUCACCAGUUGUCACAUAUUUUCUGCCUCUUCCUUCCCCCCCUUUGAUGUUUAUGUAUAACCCCUUGUUUGUUCAUUGUUUGUGCAAUAUUUUUAUUGCAUGGGUGAGUCCUGAGAAGAGGAAGGCAUGGACUCUUAACUGUGGUUUCCUCCCUUGUGGUAAGAUAUGGUGGGACCAGCAGGAAGUUGUGCCUUUAAUCUUCUCCCUUCUCUUUAUGCAAUUUCCUUUACCUCCCACUUGUACCAUCUUGUUCCUGUUUCAGUCUAGGAGUAAGGGCAUAGUGUUGUUUGGUUCUCUUGUAUCCUUCCUCUUCAUCUGUCUUGUGCACCUCCAAGCUAUUGUAUUUUGUAACAUUCACUGAACAAACCGCUGAAUUUUGAACAAACUUAUUGAAUUUUAGUCGUGAUUAUGGCUCAAGGCUCAUCUCACCAAGCAAUCAAAAGUUGCACAUACUGGUGUGUACCAACAUUCCUUCUCCCCUGCAUGUUUAUCUCCCAUUCCCUACUUCCAACAUUCCCACCUCCCAAAAGGUGGCAGAUUGAUGGAGUUGGUAGACUGCCUGCUGGCCACCUCUACUGGUCCACUGCAUUGCCAAGCAUUUCCUGGCGGCAGGGUGCCAGCUGCCGCCACAUAUCUCUUCUGCUGCCUCUGGCAUGGUCAGAAGCCUGAAAGGCAGGAAGUAGAAGGGAGUCUGGAGGAGGACGUUAGACUGCUGGGCUAAAACAUCUCUGCUUGAAGAGCCAGGGUGGAAAGGGGAACAGUGGCACAGUUGGGGAUCUGAAGGCUGGAGCGGGGCAUGUACCAGGUUUCGAGUGUCUGGACUAGCCCUGCAAAAUGACAUUCUCUGACUACUCCCUUAAUCUGUAGGUGCCAGCUAGUCAGCUUGAAGUACUUCAUAGGAAUUCAGAAGCUGCUUGCACUGAACUAUGAAACAACUUGAGAAAUUUCACUCUCUUGGUUGCAGAUGCAACCAAGGGAGCUAAAUGUUGAUGAGAAGUUAUCAUAUUUGGUAUUGCUUGUUGAUAUCUAUUUACCACUCAUGAUGGAUUCAUUCUAAAAAUGUGGCCCUGCUGAUGAAUUAGAUUUGGACAUGGUUAUGAUGGUAGCCACCUAAUGGUGCAGCGAGGAAGCAACCUGCCUAGAGAGCAGAAGGCUGUUGGUUCGAAUCCCCACAGUUGUGUUUCCCAGAACAUGGGAAACUCCUAUAUUGGGUAGCAGCGAUAUAGGAAAAUGCUGAAAGGCAUCAUCCCAUACCACACAAGAGAUUGCAAUGGUAAAGCCCUCCAGUAUUCUACAAAAAAAAACCCACAGGGCUCUGUGGUCACCAGGAGUCGACAGUGACUUGGCAGCACAACUUUUCCUUUCUUUCUUUCUUUCUUUCUUUCUUUAUUUAUUUAUUUAUUUAUUUAUUUAUUUAUUUAUUGAUGAUGAUAUAAUUUUUAUCCUUGUAAUUUUAUAUAUUUAUUUGCUAGAUGUAUAUGUCACCUUUUGGUCUGGUAGACCACAAGACUGUUUGUUUAUUAUACUAGUUGUGAGUUGCUUUCAGUAUUGUUUUGAAUAAAAGGCCCAGCAUU
Hemicordylus capensis (graceful crag lizard) is the source of this 4946-nucleotide messenger RNA. RefSeq names its product dynein cytoplasmic 1 intermediate chain 1 (gene DYNC1I1). Bases 53 to 1687 code for a protein of 544 amino acids. Gene Ontology annotation, biological process: transport along microtubule. NCBI's taxonomy places the organism in Eukaryota, Metazoa, Chordata, Lepidosauria, Squamata, Cordylidae. Gene Ontology annotation, cellular component: cytoplasmic dynein complex. The transcript is spliced from 15 exons. The record is from RefSeq and is a predicted model, not a curated record. Gene Ontology annotation, molecular function: dynein light chain binding; dynein heavy chain binding.